GUACUCAGUGCGCAUGUGCAAGGCCGCCCCGAGGCCGGGACUCUGCACUUCCUGCUGCCGACAGCUCAGGCUUCAAUUAUUUUUUUUUUACUACUAGUAUUUCGCGGCCUGGACAGCUGGUGACUUAACGCGCAAAGUUGUAAGGAUGAGCAGCUGAGUUCGGACCGCAGCGAUACGUAUCCAAGUCUCGUUUUGUUUAUUUUUGUCUUUUCCUCGGUUUUGAUUUACCAUGUCCAGCGCCGGGUAUAACGCCCAAAAUGGGGGAUCGGGGCCGCCCUAUACUAAUGGUCCUGUUCAAAACCAGUUGAUUUAUGCACCCCAGUCAUCUGUUGGGCAAGGUUACGGAGCCCUGCUUCCCAGUGCCGAACAUGAACAAAUGUCUGCCAAGGUUCCUCAACAUGCAAGCCCUGGACUGUACAGUUACAGUAGUCCUCAGACUGUUCGGCCAUUGGUAAACUAUCAGGGAAGUGGGCAAGCUCUAAACAGACCACCUAUGGGAUCCACACCAGCAGUAUCUCUUCAUAAUACUGGCAAUGUCCCCAGAAUGCCCCCACCUCCUCCUCAGAACUCUACUGGUAUGCCAGCAACCAUUAGCGGAAAUGUUCCCAGAAUGAACCCGUCUCAAAACUGGCAGUAUUUUCCAACAUCAUUGAGCCAUGCACAGCCUCAAGCUUUGGGAAAUCACGUACCCGCAACAGCAGGGACGAUAUCAGGACAUCCGUCAUCACAAGUGAAUUCGCAGCCACCAACUACUCAGCAGUAUGGUGGCCCUCCUCUUCAGAACAGUUUUAUGAGCCCAGGUAUUACUCCACCACCGAUGAAUCAUUCUCAGCCUGUUCGACCACCACUGGGACCUCCUCCGGUUUCAUCGUCUUCUGCAGUUAGACCUCCCACACAGCCACCCCCUCGCCUACUUGCCCCUGGACCACCACCGCCACUACAAAGCGGUCCUCCUAAACAGGAUGGUUAUUCUGCUCCUCCUGCAAGCGACAGUAGUUCAGUUCAGAACAGUUACGACACUAUAGAAGGUGGCGGAAGCAUGGGAAUGGUGCAUCCGGCUCAACCACCGCCAUCUCAGAAUCCUAUGACCAGGAAUGUUGGCAACGCAUACCCAUCGCUGCCUCCUGGCUACCAGAAUGUAUUUUCGGCUGGAGGCCCAGGUCCACAGCAAUUUCCCAGCAAACCCCAGCAGAUGCCUCAGCCUCCGAUGGGAGUUAAUCAUUUGGCAUCAGCUGUUGGUGGCUUAAGCCUUCAUCAAGCUCGGCAACUGGACGAGCUGAGACCUGUGAAUCUUCUUCAGGAGAGGAAUAUCUUACCGCCGACCCCUCUGCAAGCACCCACUCCGUGUCUCCAGGAGGACCUACAGAAACUGAACUGCAGCCCUGAGUUGUUUCGUUGCACCUUGACAAACAUCCCACAGACACAGGCGCUGUUAAAUAAAGCCAAACUCCCGCUGGGACUACUGCUACAUCCAUUCAAAGAUCUCUCGCAAUUACCUGUUGUCACUUCAAGUACAAUAGUCAGAUGUCGCUCCUGUCGGACAUACAUUAACCCCUUUGUCAGCUUUUUGGACCAAAGGAGAUGGAAGUGCAACUUAUGUUACAGAGUAAAUGAUGUUCCUGAAGAGUUUUUGUAUAAUCCCGUAACCAGAGUUUAUGGAGAGCCUCACAAAAGGCCUGAGGUUCAGAAUGCAACAAUAGAAUUCAUGGCUCCUUCAGAAUACAUGCUGCGUCCCCCUCAGCCUCCAGUGUACCUUUUUAUGUUUGAUGUGUCCCACAAUGCGAUAGAGACUGGCUACCUGGGCACGGUUUGUCAGACCAUACUCGACAAUCUAGACUGCCUUCCUGGGAACACAAGAACAAAAAUAGGAUUUAUUACAUUUGACAGCACCAUCCAUUUCUAUAGUUUGCAAGAAGGAAUGUCACAGCCUCAGAUGUUAGUGAUAUCAGACAUCGAAGAUGUGUUCAUCCCCAUGCCUGAAAAUCUGUUGGUUAAUUUAAACGAGACCAAAGAGUUGGUACAGGACUUGCUGAAGAAUUUGCCACACAUGUUCACAAAGUCAUCAGAAACCCAAAGUGCUCUGGGACCUGCGCUGCAGGCUGCAUACAAACUGACUUCAGCCACAGGCGGACGUGUAACGGUCUUCCAAACCCAACUUCCAUCGCUGGGAGCCGGAGCAUUGAAACCAAGAGAAGAACCAAACCAGAAAUCCACUGCAAAGGAGAUACAUAAUCUGACACCAGCAACUGACUUCUACAAGAAGUUGGCUUUGGAUUGCUCGGGGCAGCAGAUUGCUGUUGAUUUGUUCCUCUUAAGCGGACGAUAUUCUGAUUUGGCUUCAUUGGGGUGCAUUUCUAGAUAUUCCGCUGGAAGUGUGUUUUACUAUCGUGCCUAUCACCACCAACGCAACGCUGCACAAGUGGAGAAACUACAGAAGGAGCUGAGGCGCUACCUCACCAGGAAGAUUGGCUUUGAGGCAGUCAUGAGAAUCAGAUGUACUAAAGGUCUUUCCAUCCACACCUUCCACGGAAACUUCUUUGUCCGGUCCACAGAUUUGCUGUCUCUUCCAAACAUUAAUCCUGAUGCGGGAUAUGCGGUGCAGAUGUCCGUGGAGGAGAACUUGUCAGACACAUCUGUGGUCUCUUUCCAGUCGGCGCUCCUGUACACUUCCAGCAAAGGAGAGAGGCGGAUUCGCGUGCACACCAUGUGCCUACCUGUUGCUUCAGCUCUGUCCGAUAUCUAUGCCGGGGCUGAUGUGCAAGCAAUUACGGCACUUCUGGCAAAUAUGGCUGUUGAUCGUUCUAUUUCAUCGAGCCUGAGCGACGCUCGGGAUGCUUUAGUGAACGCCGCGAUCGAUUCGCUGAGUGCUUACCGGUCGUCUGUGUUAACGGUUCAGCAGCCAGGACUCGCUGCCCCGCUGUCUUUGCGUCUCUUCCCUAUGUUUGUAUUGGCUCUCUUGAAACAGAAGGCAUUCCAGACUGGGACAAGUGCAAGUUUGGAUGAGAGAAUCUACGCCAUGUGUCAGAUUAAAAACCAGCCGCUGGCGUACCUAAUGCUUAUGACGCACCCAAGCUUAUACAGAGUCGACAAUCUGACAGAUGAGGGAGCUCUUAACAUCAAUGACAGAACCAUACCUCAGCCACCAAUUCUCCAGCUGUCUGUCGAGAAACUGAGCAGAGAAGGAGCUUAUCUCAUGGAUGCUGGAACGGUGCUGUUGCUGUGGGUCGGACGCAACUGUAGCCAGACCUUCUUCUCCCAGGUUCUUGGUGUCCCUAAUUAUGCCUCAAUGACCCAAGAAAUGAAUCGGCUCCCUGAACUAGAUACAGCGGAAUCUUCCAGACUGGUAGCGUUUAUCUCUUGGCUCAGAGAGCAAAGACCUUUCUUCCCGACAUUACACAUAAUCCGUGAUGAAAGCCCACUAAAGACCAUGUUCCUCCAGAACAUGAUUGAAGAUCGAACAGAGUCCGCCUUAUCGUACUACGAGUUUCUCCUUCACCUCCAGCAGCAAGUGAACAAAUAAAGCGCCGCUCACAGUGAAUUGCAAGAGGACACCUCUCCGAGUGUAACCCACUGCAUAGCCAGCCUGUCGCCUUGUCAGCAUCGCUACGUCUAUGGGCAUCGUGACAUGAGAUGUGCGUACACUGUGAUUUAAACAAAAAAUAGUCUAACGAGACAACUUUGGGGACUGGAAUGUGACGGCACACACAUUGCAAUUUUAAAUGGGAUUUACGGCAAAAUAAACACGAAACCUCAUGCCACUUUAUGUCCAUCUGAAAAUCUAUCAUCAUCCCUUAUGAAUACCGGUUGGGUGUUGGCACCCCGCAAUAUUCAGGAGGUGAAAAGACUUUUUAAUGAAAUAAAGCCAGCUCUUGUAUAUUUUUUAUUUUCCUCCAUCAUGUUUACUAAUCCCCCCCCCCCAUUUGUCUUAAAUUCACAAAUGGUAGGGAGUUGCAAUGCUUCUCGAGUAACCGCUGGACAUUCGAGGUCUGUCCGUUCUAUAAGAUCUCCCGAUUCUUAGGACCAAGAUGAGUAAAUGACGGCUAGAGAUUUCACUGAAUAAACACUGGUGCAUCGGACUGUCUACGUAAUGUUUUUGUCUGAAGUAUAAACGUUUGUGCUUCCAGCAAGAACAGCGAUAAAGAUGGUUAUUAUAUAUCGUGUUUUAUCUAUCCGGGGUCGGUAGAAUUUUUUUUCCGCUAUGGGGAAAAAUGGGAAGUGUACGUCGUGUGCCACAGAAAGGGAAACAUCUGCUGUGCCUUUUUUUAAUCUACAUUUAUUCUGGAAACUAGUGUUUUAAUACAUGUAAUUUAAUAAAUGACUGCUAAUAAAACACUAGUUUUCAGAAUAGCAGUUGGUUUGGAUACGGAACAGGUCUUAAAACCGCCACCAUAUAGUUACCUUCCACCCUACCUCCAAAAAAAGAUAAGUAAAACUGACAUAGGGACUGUUUAUGAAUAAUUCAGAAUUCCAAAAUACAUUAUUUCCAUAAAUAAACUGUUAUUUGUGCUCUGAUUCUCUGUGGCAUCCACCUUUUAACUUUGCAUUGUAUUGAUCAGCUUCAUCAUGCUAAAAUGAAACAGACUCACUUGCUAUGCAUUGAGUCUUUCUGCCGUCCCUGUGUUUUGUUUUUUGUUUUUUUUUUUAUGGGCUGGCUAAUUUUUUUCUUUAUUAAUAUCUUUAAUUUAUUGUGAUGUGGACAGAUAAAACAAAAUGUGUGAUAACUUGAUUUUGCUUGUUUUAAUAAAAGGCACCUUUUAUUCUGGGA
Spea bombifrons (plains spadefoot toad) is the source of this 4765-nucleotide messenger RNA. It is a transcript of the gene SEC24A, whose product is annotated as SEC24 homolog A, COPII coat complex component. The coding region runs from base 230 to 3520 and encodes 1096 amino acids. The record is from RefSeq and is a predicted model, not a curated record. Gene Ontology annotation, cellular component: endoplasmic reticulum exit site; COPII vesicle coat. Lineage: Eukaryota; Metazoa; Chordata; Amphibia; Anura; Pelobatidae. The transcript has 23 exons. Gene Ontology annotation, biological process: intracellular protein transport; endoplasmic reticulum to Golgi vesicle-mediated transport; COPII-coated vesicle cargo loading. Gene Ontology annotation, molecular function: zinc ion binding; SNARE binding.